CGAGUGACGCCUGCUAAUGCUGUGUUUUACCGCUGCAGUGGAAAGAUGCCAAACCGGACGACCUGAUGGACUCCAAGCUGCGCUGCAUGUUUGAGAUGCCUUCAGACAGUGAGAAGCUGAGCGAGCUGGAGUCCACCAAAGCCUCGUCUGCUCUGAACGCCUCGAAGGCCGCCGGCAGUCUGUCCACGGACGACACGGAGAUGAGGAAGCUCAUGGAGGAGAGCAGGAGACUGCAGACAGAAGUGGGGAAGCUGCUCGACGAGAACCGCCAGCUCAAGGUACUGGAGAAUAACUAGUGUCUGUGUGUCUCCUGAUUCACUCGUAUUGACCCAAU
Molecule: messenger RNA, 334 nt
Organism: Sinocyclocheilus grahami
Lineage: Eukaryota; Metazoa; Chordata; Actinopteri; Cypriniformes; Cyprinidae
Product: vesicle-associated membrane protein-associated protein A-like
Exons: 2
Coding region: 66-296 (76 amino acids)
Source: RefSeq, a predicted model, not a curated record